This is a messenger RNA of Drosophila novamexicana, 1865 nucleotides long. Its product is annotated as solute carrier family 35 member E1 homolog. The record is from RefSeq and is a predicted model, not a curated record. Lineage: Eukaryota; Metazoa; Arthropoda; Insecta; Diptera; Drosophilidae. Bases 196 to 1359 code for a protein of 387 amino acids. Gene Ontology annotation, molecular function: antiporter activity. Gene Ontology annotation, cellular component: Golgi apparatus. The transcript is spliced from 4 exons.
GUUGCGUCCACGUAGAAAACAAACGGGCGACAUUGUCGACGUGCAUAUAUUUAUUUAAAAUCGAAUCAUACAGCGAGAUGCAAUAAACAAAGAUCAAUAAAAAGGACCAGCUGACUGGCAGGCGCACAGGUAGAGACACUGUGGCGCUGACACCUGACUACGGCAACUUCUUAACAAAACAGCAACUGUUCAAAUAUGUUGGGUGGCAAACGCACCAGUUCCCGUCAUGUUGCGGUCGUGCUGUUGAUGUGCCUCUUCUGGUACGUGAUCUCGUCCAGCAACAAUGUCAUUGGCAAAAUGGUGCUCAACGAGUUUCCAUUCCCGAUGACCGUCACCCUCAUCCAGUUAUGCAGCAUCACGCUAUACAGCGGGCCCUUCUUCAACUUAUGGCGCAUACGCAAAUAUCAGGAUAUACCGCGCUCCUAUUACAUGCGGCUAAUUGUGCCGCUGGCCAUUGGCAAGCUGCUCGCCUCGGUCACAUCGCACAUAUCGCUGUGGAAGGUGCCCGUCUCCUACGCGCACACAGUUAAAGCGACCAUGCCGCUUUUUACUGUGGUUCUGACACGCCUUUUCUUUGGCGAGAAGCAGCCCACACUGGUGUACCUGAGCCUGUUGCCCAUCAUAACUGGCGUGGCGAUUGCGACCGUUACGGAAAUCUCAUUCGACAUGCUUGGCCUAAUAAGCGCACUCAUUUCCACGAUGGGUUUCUCCCUGCAAAACAUCUUCUCCAAGAAGGUGCUUAAGGAUACGGGCAUACAUCACUUGCGCCUGCUCCAUCUGCUGGGCAAGCUAUCCCUAUUCAUUUUCCUGCCCCUCUGGCUGUACGUAGACAGCCUAGCUGUUUUCCGGCAUUCAGCAAUUAAAAAUCUUGACUACCGGGUAAUUGCGCUGCUCUUCACCGAUGGCGUUCUUAAUUGGAUGCAAAACAUAAUUGCCUUUAGCGUGCUGUCGCUGGUAACGCCGCUUACGUAUGCGGUGGCCAGCGCCUCGAAGCGCAUAUUUGUGAUUGCCGUCUCGCUGCUGAUAUUGGGAAAUCCGGUUACAUGGGUCAACUGUCUGGGCAUGACACUGGCCAUUAUCGGUGUGUUGUGUUACAAUCGGGCCAAGCAAAUCUCAAAGGCCAGGGAGCUGCCAACGCACACGCAAAGCAAUCACAUUAAGUAUACGCCGCUAAAUGAUAACUAUUAUCGCAGCCCAAUCAACGGGAAUGUGAUGGCAAAUGGUUUACACAAGAUGCAGACAACGAAAGCACCGACAACCAUGCAAAUGCCAAUGACAAUGCCAGCCAGCGGCAACAGUUUGCUGGCUAAUGGCAGCGGUAUGCCGAGUGGGAGCACCACGCGCUUGCUAUUCGUUUAGUUUUUAUAAUUAGUGAAAUUGUAAAUUGAAACAUCAGGCCCAUACACAAAUUGUUUUACCCGGUUUCGUUUCGUCUCGAUCGUCUCUGAUAACACUUCUUAUCAGAGUCCCCCAUUUACGGGCAUUCUUAAUUGAAUAGUAUUUCGCAUUCAAAACAACAAUUUAAACAAAUCGAACAUUCGUCUUUGUGCUCUCUGCUUGUAUGUCAUUUUUGCUUUUGUAUGUUUCCAAUGUUUUUUGUUUUAUGCUCCCAUCAGCUCCUAUCCUAAUUAUAUUGUAAAUUAUUGUAUGAUAAAUGUAUGUAUGUAUGCAUCUAAUGCGGUAUGUAAAUAAGUAUAAAAUUCAACACCGAACCCAGGUGCGAUGGGAUUAGCCUCAAUUGCCGCUAGAAAAUUAAUUUUGUUUUUGCAAUUCGAAUUUGAUUAUGCCUUAAAAACUGUAUGUAUUUACAAUAUCGAAACGCAUCGCAAUGCGUAAUAAAAAUUGUUGACCGUGUACAUAGGCAA